Messenger RNA from Glycine soja, 5287 nucleotides. Its product is annotated as myosin heavy chain, skeletal muscle-like. The transcript has 8 exons. The record is from RefSeq and is a predicted model, not a curated record. The coding region runs from base 534 to 4709 and encodes 1391 amino acids. NCBI's taxonomy places the organism in Eukaryota, Viridiplantae, Streptophyta, Magnoliopsida, Fabales, Fabaceae.
UUGGAAAGCUCCAACCAAAACUUAAACGAAAACUUGUCUCUUAUAACUUUGGCUUAUACCAUGGUUUAAGACUUUCGAACUCGGAACCAAACACAAUAACUCACGCUCAAAAUUAGUUUAUAUUGAUACUUGCUACUUACAAAUGAAACUUAAAACCGUUUACAAAACACAAUUCUGACUUCUGGGUGUAAAUAUAAUGCAAUGCAGUCAAUUUUUUCUUUUUUAAUACAACCAUCGAUCCUUCAAAGGAAUGAAAAGGGAAAAAAACUUGCUUAAUUGACCGAAACUUAUAUUAUUGGACCUCAUGAAAUCACAAAUCAUAAGUAGUUCCCUUGCCCUUCUUGAGUUCAUUAUUCAACUAAAAAUAUCCGAAAGUACCUUCUAAAGUUCUUGCCGUCUAGUUAAAAAAACAAGGGGACGGGCUAGCUGUUAGCACCAUUUGUAUAGCCCUCCUUGUUUCUUUUCAUAAGUUACAUACCUUAGUGGUAAUAUCACACUUUACUCUCUAUAGUGCAUGUAGAAGUGGAAGGGCCAUGUCAAGUGUUGAAGCCUAUUAUGAGAACGGGAAACAAUUGAAGGAUGGAAAAGGAAAGAGGAAAAUAUGCAAUUUGAGUGGGCAUAACAGAGAUAAAUUCCAGGAGAGAUUGGAUUUCAAAUUCUAUGAUUUCCAAGCUCUGGAGAUAGAAAAAGGGUGGAACAAUCUUUUUGUUUCCAUUAUUAGUAUAGAAACAGGGGAAACCAUAGCUAAGUCUGGCAAAGCAGCAGUACAAAAUGGAGAGUGUCAUUGGGAAGACUCCAUGCUAAGUACUAUAUGGAUUUCUGAUGAUUCUCUACAAGAUAAUGAAGGCUUCCUCCUUAAGCUUGUUGUUGCCAUGGGAUCUGCCAGGUUUGGGACCCUUGGGGAGGCUACCAUUAAUUUAGCAAGUUACAUUAGACCAGAAACUUCUACUGCAUCAUUGCCUUUGAGACAACAUUGUUCCCAUGGGACAAUUUUACAAGUUAAAAUACAGUGCUUGACCCCAAGAAGCAAAUACAGGAAGGAUGCAAAUUCAUAUGUGGACGAAAUGAGUGUUUGCUCUGAUGAUGUGGACAGCAUAUCCGAUGUAUCUGACAAUACAUUCAGCAGGACUAGUGGAUCUUCACAUUGGGACCAUUUAGAAAAUAUAUAUUAUCGAAGAGAACUUAGCAGUAAGAGAAUAAGUCCACUUGCAACAUGUUCAGAUCACGAAAUUGAGAGUUCCUUGUCCUUUUGGAUUGGGAUGUCUCCCCAACAAAGUAAUGUCAGUGGAUUGAAGAAGAAUAUGAAUGAGAGACAAGAUUCAACUUACUCUAAAAAUGGCCCCUAUCCACUCUAUGAUACCUCCAGAUCAACAUAUUCAUCCCCAGUAAGGUCGAUUUCUGGGACACGGAUGCAAGGUAAAAUGGAAGAGCUUGGGAAAGUUUCAAAUGCCAGUGAGACAAAGUUGACAAGGAGUGUUAGUUCAUCUAAAGAUCUCUUGGGUGUAGCACAAGUAACCAUUGAUUUACUUCAUGGUGAAGCAAAGAUGUGGGAAGAAAAUGCUAGAAAGCUGAUGGUUGAUGUGGAGAGACUGCGGAAGCAUUUAAGCAAGAAGUCAAAGAAUAAAAAAGAACUUGAAAUGGAGUUGUCAGCAUCACACAAAGAGAGCGAUGCACUGAAGGAAGAAAUUCAGCGGCUAACCUCAAUGGUGAAACAAAAUGACAGCAGAAAUCUUAAGUUCCAGAUAGAAGAGAUGGAUAAUACAAUAAGGGAGUUGCAAGAUGAGGUCAAGUAUCAGAGAGGACUUAAUCGUGACUUGGAGUUGAAGCUAACGAAACAACAGGAAUCAAAGAUUGAUCUUGUUUCCAUUCUCCAGAAACUACAGAAGAUAAAUGAAAAGCAGAAAAUGGAGAUGGCUGAUCUAUCAAUGAAUAGCUUGCGGUUUCAAGAUGCUGAAAUUAAUAGCCGUGUGCUUGAAGACAGCGAGGAAGAGGAUUUUAGUUUGAGCAAGGAAGUCCUACCAGAGAAAAUGAGAAAGGAGUUUUGUCAUUCAGAUGCUGAUCUUGGUACUUAUGAAAAUGCAAUAAGAUGCCUGCAUGAAGGGAUUGAACUACAGGAAUUCCGGAACUGGGAGCUUGAGCACCAACUUAUGCAGGAGAAACAAAAAAAUAUGGAAAGUACUAUCCAGUUUCUGAAGAAAACUCUGGAAGAGAAAGAUCAAGAGAUGCAAACAGCAAGAUGUUUUGUGGCUCAAACAUUAGAAGAAAAUGAGGCAAAAUGGAGGAAUAGGCAGUUUGAGAAAGGGAAACAAAUCACCAACUUUGAAAACAAGUUAUCCGAUGGUGUUUAUGCUUUUGGCAAUGAAAUCUUAGCUUUAACACAAAGGGUGCAAGAUCUUGAAGCUGAAUUUUGUGAGAAGCAUAGAGAGUCCAGAAAGGAUCUGAUCAUUUCUGGUUCCUUUUCUUCUAAUUUUCCUCUGUUUGACUCUGAUACUAAUAUCAACAUCACUGAAGUGUUCCUUGAGUUAUAUAAGCAGCUUAAGCUUUCAGUAGAGAAUCUGAGGGGUCAAGAUCCUCUUUUGGGUCAAAUGACAUUAAACCAAAAUGAGAGUUGUUUCAGUGUAUCAGAGCUCUCAAAAGAUGCAGGUAAAAUAGAUUUGAAGGAAUUGACUGAGGCAAUCCUGUGUAACAUUAUCAUCUUGAAGAAGUCACUUGAAACAAAAGCUACUUCCUUUGAGUAUGACAUUAAUUCUCAAGAUGAGUUGGACGGGAGAAGAAUCAGAGUUGAUAAUGCAUUUCAGAAUGAAGUAAGAGAUUGCAGUCUAAAGGAAAAUAUAUUCUGCAUUUCCAGUCAGGAAUUGAAAAAUGUAAAUGCAAAAUUUGUAUCUGAUUUUCCGCCACCAACUAAAAAUCAACAACAGGUUGAAUCUGAAGAGACCAACAAGCUGAAAUCUGACAAUAUGAUAGGGAAGGAGAAAUCCUGUCCAAGGUAUUCCAAGCUAGAACUGGAAACUGAAGCUGCUUAUCUGCAAUCCAAAAUUUCUUCAAAUUGUUCAAUUGAUUUUCCAAAUGACAUGAAGUUUCAUGAUUUGACAGAGGAUUCCCAGACUCUAAUGAGCAAAGAUGUUGUGAGGAAUUUAUCAUUUGAAAGUUCUGAUGAUGAAGACAAUGCUUUGUUUGGACUAAAAGCAGAAAAUGUACAGUUGUAUGAAAGAAUGCUUGGCUUAGAAGCUGAAAUGAGGCAAUUGAUUGAAGAAAAGGAGUCAACUCAUUUAGCACGGGAGAAUUAUGAAAAUGUUGUAAAAAAUCUCCAGGCUGAGAUCAGGAGAAUGGAAGCAUUAAACGAGGCACAAAAGGUUGAGUUGAAAAGAAAGGAGGAGAGCAUGCAGAAAAAAUGGAUAGAGGUUCAAGAAGAGUGCAGCUUUCUGAGAGUAGCCAACUUGGAAUUACAAGCUACAAAUGGAAAUUUGAUUGAAGAAUCUAAAACUUUUCAAACAACAAAUGAUGAGUUAAGAAUGCAAAACUUGGAGUUGCAUUGCCAAUGUACAGUAUUGGAUUCUAAACUGGGGGAAUCACAAAUUGUAUUUUCUGGUAUGUUGAAACUAGUUGAAGAAUUGGAAUGCAAAUUUACUUCAAUGCUGGAAGAUAUUGCUUUGAAAGAAAAAACCAUAGAUGUAGACCUAGAUGCCCUUCUUGAGGAAAGCAGAAAGCUAGAUGAAAGGUUCACUAUGGAAGAGAAUUUUUUAACACACAUGUAUUUGGAAAAAACAGCUGAAGCAGGUAACUUGCAGAAGGAGGUUGAACAUCUAAGAGAUCAGAUAUCUGGCAUCUGCGAUAGACACAAGAGGAUGGCUUCUAAUAUUGUACUUGAGGUCUAUGACUUAUGUGCUGAUAAAGCCAUGCUUGAAUCUGCUCUUCAAGAAGAACAGGAGAAAGCAAGGCUAUACGACACCGAGCUUGAUAAUCUUGGAGCAGAAUACGAAGUCAUGGUGCAAAAUUAUGCUGAAGAGCUAGCUGCUUCCAGGGCAAACCAAGAAACUCUGAUGGUUAAUCAUGAAAAAGUAGUUGUUUUGUUGGAAAACGUCAAAUUAAAUGACGAGAAAUUGAAGGGCAGAGUUAGAGGGCUCGAGGCAGAACUGAAAGCCUCUGAACUUGAGAGGCUAAAAGCAACAGAAGAAAUUUCUGAGCUAGAAGUCCAACUUCAGAAAACAGAAAUGCUUCAAGAUGAAAUCUUUAUCCUCAAGAGAUCACUGUAUGAAGCAGAAUUUGAAUUCAGAAGACUGGAAGCUUCAUAUCAGAUGCUAUCCUUAGAGUGUGAUGAGCUGAAAGCUAAGAAUGUAUCUUACAAUCGAAGAAUCUCAACAACUGAGAAAGUUACGUCAGAGCUGGAGGACUGCAAGCGUAGUAAAAUUGAGCUUGAGGAAAAAAAUUUACGGCUGCAAUGGAAUCUAACCAUAAAAGAAGCUUCUUGUCACAAUAAUGCUCAGUUAAAGUAUGAAGUUGCACAAAUGACGAGAGAAAAUGGCGAGCUACACAGGGAGAAAGAUUCUCUUCAACAAGAGAAUGAAGAGUACAAGAACAAGGUUAAAGAUCUUGAAGAAAAGCUGAAACAAAAGAAAGAUGUAAAGCAAGAUCAAUAUGAUGGGAAAGAUUGUAGUACUUCUACCACUGCACUGCAUGAUUUGAAGUUCUUACAGAAAGAGGAUAAUUGAAGAAGCAGCACCAAAUCCAGUGAAAGGACAUUGUUGCCGCAUCUCUUCCAAUGUUACACAUAACAAGAACGACAUCCCAAGCUGGUUCAAUCACUUUUCACUCUAAAACCACUCUCGUUGCUCGUUGUUUUCUGUACAAGACUACAAAGUCCUUGAAAUGUCGCUGAUUUUAACUUUUCUUAAUUUUGAAGACUAUGAUUCUAGAGAUUUUCAAGUCAAAGAUCCUUGUUUUGAGGUCUAUGAAACUCCCCUGUGGUAGUUUUUUUCAAAAUUGCAGAGAGAUUGGUAUAUGAACUGGUCCAAUCCCUUUAAGAUUCAACUCAUGAAGCCCAUGUUUUAAAAAACAAAUCCAGCCCGCAAAAUAAAUGGACAUUUUUAAGUCUGUAUCUGAUCUUCCAAACAUGCAGAUAAACAGACUGGUCAGCGGACUCCAAUAAUUAAGGUGUGUAUACAAGUUCAGAUUCACAGAGACUUUACAUAUAACAGACCUUUUUUUUUAAGAUUUACGUAGUUGCAUUGAGUUUUCCAGUCUGAUCUACAAAAUCCGAAACUAUCCCUGCAUUAUCUUGUUAAAAAUU